GUAUCUCGGUUAUUCUGAUCAGUUACUUGCUUAUUUCAGUUUUUCGAAUAUAUAUAUAGAACCCGCAUGCACUUGAAGGAAAUCACCAGGAUCUGGGUUUUUCAUGUUAGAAGUUAUUGUACUACAAACCUCUAUGAGGGAGAUUAUUUUCAUGCAUUUUUUGGCGCGGAAACUCGUGAUGAUGAAAUACAAAUAGACGAGGAAAAUUGAAGUUCCAUGGCUGCAGCACUAUCUUCAUUCGAUUUUGUUCUUCAACAAGCAAUGACGAGUGCGUUGUAUUGAGGCAGCGAGAGAGAGAGCAGCAGAUAGGCACGGGCUGCAAACACAGGUUGGCAAUCAUGAGAGAGUUAGCAACAAAAAAUUACGAUUGAUUCCUCAAAACAGCAACAGCCUCUGACAACCAUGCGAGCGUCUAGUUGUUUCCCUUUCUACUUCCACCAAACACGACGACUCCCUGCUUUGAAGCAUUGCCUUUGUUUUUCUUUAUUUGACGAAGCAAAAAUUCACAUUGUCACGAACCUAAGCAAAGUUUUGGACUUAUCUCUCACCUAAAGUAGUGACUAGUUCUCGGCUUGACUUAUAUUUUUUCAGAAUGCCAGAAGGUGUUGAAGUCGACGCCUGCGAGACAGGCAACUGAGGCCCAAGAGCUGAUGAGCUGUUUCCGGAGGCAGGUACUUUCAAAAUAAAGAUGUCUCAAUUUGAUGUAACGAAUUCUCUGAACUACACUAAGAGGCCGCCCAUCCUAUCAAAGUAUCCUCAAGUCCAGUAAUAAAUCGUCUCAAAAAAUUGCAAUUCUCAUGUAACAGCCGCGCCUGCCUCCGCCACCAGCAGUUCCGCAGACUCCAGUGGAGAGAAUGUGCUGCAACGUUCUGGUCGCUUAUCGGGUCUCGUCGAUCAGAUAGAUGAUGAAGAUAAGCGAUCGACAUGUUGCGCAUUGCUGACAAUGAUGUGUUCCGCACCUGCCUUGGUGGGAAGCUGAUGCUGGCCUCUCCUGUUAGCAGGGUUAUUUUCCGGGUUUUUCGGGCUGAAUACGCCAGCGACGCGACAAUUCUCGCAUGCGAUUACAUUUGGGAUGAACUGCGCCAUUUUUAGCAAUAUGGUUCAGCACAUGAUCGGAAAGUGCAAAGCACAUCCUGUGAGGGUAUUGCUUUACUUUUUGUUAAGAAAGAAUGCAAAGCACAUCCUGUGAGGGUAAUUUAAUCUCGAUUUUGUUCUUCGCAGCACGUUGUGGUAAACGCAGAUGAGAAAGAGUCCCAUCUUCUAGAUAAAACUGAGCACUCUAUUGAACGGAAUAAGUAUUUUUGACACCCAAACUGACUGUCACCCAGCACAUUCUCUCCACACCCACGACAGGCCACGCGGAGCCAUUUCCAGAAAUUUGCUCCGGUUUAUAUGAUCGGUGUUGGCGCUAUCCUAAUUCUCUGCGACUUAGUACGACAUUUGAUGAACGACGCUUGGGGUACGCAUUGUGAUGAGCGGGAUGACUUCUCAGUGCAGACGAAGGAUCUAUUAAGGCUCCCCCCAAUCCAUCUUCGAAGCAGCCUGUUGUUUGAGCGGGAUUUUCAACUGAAAAAGGGCCCAACAGGGUGACUAUCACUAUCUUAAGAUGGAUAGAAGACUGGGGUGAGCUCUAAACCAACCUGCGAAGUACUCUGAAGUAUGCUACGGUACUGGCUUCGCUUCUAUGUACAAUACAGAUGGGAGCUUGAAUACUCUGGGACUGUUGCUUAGCGUGAUUUUCACCUGGACAGGCUUUGUGUUGCUGUUUAGCGGAAUUCUGUACGGCAUCGAUUUUCAUCGGAAAGUUAGAUUACAGUGGCGAACGAUACGAGAAGGACGAUCUGGGGGGAGAGCGCCGAUUAUGACACACUUGAAAUUAAUAUUCAGUAUAUUAAUAUAGGUGUAAGCGUAUUAUAGUCGUGAAGUCCUUGGGACGAUUGGCAGGAAUACCAAGCUGUUUUCAUCAUAGUAUGAUUCACUUUGAAAUCAACAUCGUAAAUAACCAUGACCUUGAGCAUACAUCUUCUAAUGUCACCAGUACUGCGCGUGGACUAGAAGGAUUUCCGGUCGCAAGGAAUGUCGUAGAGCCACCAGCAAGAGGGUCAGCGCCAUUGUUGGAAAAUCAGGUGUAGUAAGUGAGUUCUUGACACACGAAGAUCAUGGGUUUACUAGCGAAAUUUUUCAGAGCAAGGUCGCAAGAAUAGGAUAAAAAAGAUUGUACAGAUUCUGCAGUUAUAUCUUUUGACUUUUUUUGGAUACUCCGUCCUAGUUGAGUUUUUCCGGGUGACGAAAGAAAACAUAGUCAUGAGCCUAUUCAUAAUGCCGAUCGAUUGAUUCCUAGAUACGCUGUAUGUGUGUAUGUGUAAAAUAUUUGAAAAAAUGAAUAUUACUGUUAGUAAUUUAUUGUACUAAAUUUUCAGGUUAUAGUUUCAACGCAUAGUUAUGCGUCCGAGAAAAGCCACUCAUCUUUCUAUUCGUCUAUGACUGUAUUGAGUACAAGUGACGCCUCCUUAUCGUUCUCACUGUAGGGAGGCUGAUUUUUCGAUUUUUUUUUCAGCUGGUCACAUUGAUACGCAGGUCGGCAUUUACGAGAUAUAUUGGCUUUUCCCAUUAUUGAAUUUUUGAUCCAGAUAUACUUUCGCGACAUGUGUAGUUACUACGAUGUUCCAUUUGUGGCACCUGCCCUGCUCAAGUUCACUGUACUUGGGUGCUACGUAGUACCACUUGCGCAAUAGCCGCCCGGACACAUGGCACGAGUGGCCAAGACCAAGAGGCUAAUCCUAUUGCGUCUGCCUCCACUCUCCUACAGCUCAGCUAUUCCUCCUUCUUUUCCUUAUCUCCAAUUUUGAAUUUUCCAAAUCGUAGCGCGGUCGUAGGAGACAACAUUGCCAUCCUGGA
This is a messenger RNA of Amoebophrya sp. A25, 2898 nucleotides long. The record is from the annotation of a GenBank genome assembly. NCBI's taxonomy places the organism in Eukaryota, Dinophyceae, Syndiniales, Amoebophryaceae.